Pteronotus mesoamericanus is the source of this 2192-nucleotide messenger RNA. RefSeq names its product spastin (gene SPAST). The record is from RefSeq and is a predicted model, not a curated record. The transcript has 17 exons. Gene Ontology annotation, molecular function: ATP hydrolysis activity; microtubule severing ATPase activity; ATP binding. NCBI's taxonomy places the organism in Eukaryota, Metazoa, Chordata, Mammalia, Chiroptera, Mormoopidae. Gene Ontology annotation, cellular component: microtubule cytoskeleton. The coding region runs from base 299 to 2158 and encodes 619 amino acids.
ACACCGGAGGGCGUGCGCGCGCGGCCACCACUCUGAGCUACUAGAGGCGGCUAAGAGGACUGAGAGAGGGAGGGGCAAGAGCCACCGACCUCAACCCGAGAAGAAGGGGUAGUGCUUCUUGCCUGCGCGAAGAGAAAGGGGCGGGGCCGGCGAUCAGCGCUAGGAGGUGCCGAGCUCCUGGGACCGGCCGGCGUGCGGGGGUCUGUGGCCCUCGCCGUCCCAGUGGCCGCUGCCGUCACUUGGUCGCCGUCGGUCUGCGGGAGGCGGGUUAUGGCGGCGGCGGCAGCGGGAGCUGUGAAUGAAUUCUCCAGGUGGACGAGGGAAGAAGAAAGGCUCCGGCGGCCCCAGCAGCCCGGUGCCUUCCAGGCCUCCGCCCCCCUUCCUGGCCCCCGCCCGUACCGCCCGUCCCGCCCCCAAGCCGGCCCCUCCGCCGGAGUCGCCGCAUAAGCGGAACCUGUACUACUUCUCCUAUCCGCUGUUCGUAGGCUUCGCGCUGCUACGUUUAGUCGCCUUCCACCUGGGGCUCCUCUUCGUGUGGCUCUGCCAGCGCUUCUCCCGCGCCCUCAUGGCCGCCAAGAGGAGCUCCCCGGCCGCGCCGGCCUCGGCCUCUCCUUCACCCCCGGCUCCGGUGCCGGGUGGGGAAGCCGAGCGAGUCCGAGCCUUCCACAAGCAGGCCUUCGAGUUCAUCUCCAUUGCCCUGCGCAUCGACGAGGACGAGAAAGCAGGACAAAAGGAGCAAGCUGUGGAAUGGUACAAGAAAGGUAUUGAAGAACUAGAAAAAGGAAUAGCUGUCAUAGUUACAGGACAAGGUGAACAGUGUGAAAGAGCUAGGCGCCUUCAAGCUAAAAUGAUGACUAAUUUGGUUAUGGCCAAGGACCGUUUACAACUUCUAGAGAAGCUGCAACCAGUUUUGCAAUUUUCCAAGUCACAAACAGACGUCUAUAAUGACAGUACUAACUUGACAUGCCGCAACGGACAUCUCCAGUCAGAAAGUGGAGCAGUUCCAAAAAGAAAAGAUCCCUUAACACACACUAGUAACUCACUGCCUCGUUCAAAAACAGUUAUGAAAGCUGGACCCACAGGUCUUUCAGGCCACCACAGGGCACCUAGUUGCAGUGGCUUAUCCAUGGUUUCUGGAGUGAGACAAGGACCUGGUCCUGCAACUGCCACUCAUAAGAAUACACCAAAAACAAAUCGAACAAAUAAACCUUCCACCCCUACAACUGCUGCUCGUAAAAAGAAAGACUUGAAGAAUUUUAGAAACGUGGACAGCAACCUUGCGAACCUUAUAAUGAAUGAAAUUGUGGACAAUGGAACAGCUGUUAAAUUUGAUGAUAUAGCUGGUCAAGAGUUGGCAAAACAAGCAUUGCAAGAAAUUGUCAUCCUUCCUUCUCUGAGGCCUGAGUUGUUCACAGGACUAAGAGCUCCUGCCAGAGGAUUGUUACUCUUUGGUCCACCUGGAAAUGGGAAAACAAUGCUUGCUAAAGCAGUAGCUGCAGAAUCUAAUGCAACCUUCUUUAAUAUAAGUGCUGCAAGUUUAACUUCAAAAUACGUGGGAGAAGGAGAGAAGUUGGUGAGAGCUCUUUUUGCUGUGGCGCGAGAACUUCAACCUUCUAUAAUUUUUAUAGAUGAAGUUGAUAGCCUUUUGUGUGAAAGAAGAGAAGGAGAACACGAUGCUAGCAGACGUCUAAAAACUGAAUUUCUAAUAGAAUUUGAUGGUGUUCAAUCUGCUGGAGAUGACAGAGUACUUGUAAUGGGUGCAACCAAUAGGCCACAAGAGCUUGAUGAGGCUGUUCUCAGGCGUUUCACCAAACGGGUAUAUGUGUCUUUGCCAAAUGAGGAGACACGAAUACUUUUACUUAAAAAUCUAUUAUGUAAACAGGGAAGCCCAUUGACCCAAAAAGAACUAGCACAACUUGCUAGAAUGACUGAUGGAUACUCAGGAAGUGAUCUAACAGCUUUGGCAAAAGAUGCAGCUCUGGGUCCUAUUCGAGAACUGAAACCAGAACAAGUGAAGAAUAUGUCUGCCAGUGAGAUGAGAAAUAUUCGAUUAUCUGACUUCACUGAAUCCUUGAAAAAGAUAAAACGCAGCGUGAGCCCUCAAACCUUAGAAGCAUACAUACGUUGGAACAAGGACUUUGGAGAUACCACUGUUUAAGCAAAUACCUUUAUAAGCCUGCAGAACAUUUUAC